Anoplopoma fimbria (sablefish) is the source of this 2025-nucleotide messenger RNA. It is a transcript of the gene nr2f5, whose product is annotated as nuclear receptor subfamily 2, group F, member 5. NCBI's taxonomy places the organism in Eukaryota, Metazoa, Chordata, Actinopteri, Perciformes, Anoplopomatidae. The transcript has 4 exons. The record is from RefSeq and is a predicted model, not a curated record. Gene Ontology annotation, biological process: regulation of transcription by RNA polymerase II; cell differentiation; anatomical structure development. The coding region runs from base 799 to 2025 and encodes 408 amino acids. Gene Ontology annotation, molecular function: nuclear receptor activity; RNA polymerase II cis-regulatory region sequence-specific DNA binding; zinc ion binding.
UGACACUUUCCCCCAAAUUGUAGCUUUGCCUCUCGGAGACGGGACGGACAGUCGGGAGGGUGAAGCGAUAAUACAGUCGAGAGGGCCACAAAAAAAAAGAAAUAAAGAAAAGAAAAAAGAUUAUUGAAGGUCUGCUUUGAAGGUACUGGAUAUUUAGGCUGAGUGCGUUUUGGGGGUAAAUAAAGACCAGAACCUCACUGCGGUGCUGGGGACAGGAGGACCAGGAGGAACCGGGAGGAUCUGCUUCGUGGACUCCAAGAGCAAGUACACUGGGACUAAAUAAAACCUCCUCCAGUCCCAGAAUAAAGGUGAAAUGCGGUCCUUUACAUCCAAAACGCGGUAGGCUGUUGCGCGUCGGAGAGACCGGAGAGGAGAACCAUUGCUGCCUGUGAUAUUAGAAGAAGAAGAAGAAGUAAGAAUAGGCUUUAUUCUCUUUAUUUAUUUAUUUUUUUGACUCCACUGGACUGACUUUUCCCGAGAGGUUCCCCUCUGAAGAGCAACGUGUUUAUGGAUCGGGACACCGGGACUUGUGGGCUUCGAUCAUGGUGACACCUCGCUGCUGCUGUGAACUUUGGUAGAUGUUUGCAGAAAGACAAUAUAGAUAAUAGUUUUUGAUUAUUAACAAUAAUCAGAUUGAUCUCUUGGAGGAAGUGGGAAGCGCCUUUUACGCCCUCCCUCGUUUCUUUCUCUCUCUCUCUCUCUCUCUCUCUCUCUCUCUCCUAAGACGUCAGGACGGAUCUCUAUCACCCGAUCUCUCCUCCUGUGAUUUUAACAAAGACCAAAGUGUGUGUGGAUAGCAUGGCAAUGGUAGUAAACCAGUGGCCAGAGAACAUUUCUGCAGAUCCGGGGUCCCAGCUCCAGAUAUGCGGCCAGGAGCCCGGCGGGGCACCGGGAACCCCCAAUGGUUCCACCCCGGGGAACGACGCACUUUCCGGGGAGAAGAUCCCCAACGUGGACUGCAUGGUGUGUGGGGACAAGUCCAGUGGGAAGCAUUACGGCCAGUUCACCUGCGAGGGGUGCAAGAGCUUCUUUAAGCGAUCCGUGAGGCGGAACCUCUCGUACACCUGCCGGGGGAACCGAGACUGUCCCAUCGACCAGCACCACCGCAACCAGUGCCAGUACUGCCGCCUGAAGAAGUGCCUGAAAGUCGGCAUGAGAAGAGAGGGUAAGACCAUAGCUGUACAACGAGGACGCACAUCGAACUCCCAGACUAGUCCGGGACAGUACCUGACCAACGGCACCGACCCGUACAACGGCCAGCCAUACCUGUCCGGCUUCAUUUCUCUGUUGCUGCGUGCCGAGCCUUACCCAACAUCUCGCUACGGGGCCCAGUGCAUGCAGGGAAACAACCUGAUGGGCAUCGAGAACAUCUGCGAGCUGGCGGCCAGGCUGCUCUUCAGUGCUGUUGAGUGGGCCAAGAACAUCCCGUUCUUCCCCGAUCUGCAGCUCAUGGACCAGGUGGCUCUGUUGCGUAUGUCAUGGAGCGAGCUCUUCGUCCUCAACGCCGCCCAGUGCUCCAUGCCGCUUCAUGUGGCCCCUCUGUUGGCAGCUGCAGGCCUGCACGCAUCGCCCAUGUCAGCAGAGCGCGUGGUCGCCUUCAUGGAUCACAUCCGGGUCUUCCAAGAGCAGGUGGAGAAGCUGAAGGCCCUGCAGGUCGACACGGCUGAAUAUUCCUGCCUCAAGUCCAUCGUGCUCUUCACUUCUGAUGCUAUGGGCCUGUCAGACGUCGCCCACGUAGAGAGCAUCCAGGAGAAGUCCCAGUGCGCCCUGGAGGAGUAUGUAAGGAACCAGUACCCGAGCCAGCCGAACCGCUUCGGACGCCUCCUCCUCCGCCUGCCCUCCCUGCGCAUCGUCUCCUCUCCGGUCAUCGAGCAGCUGUUUUUCGUCCGCCUGGUGGGCAAGACGCCCAUCGAGACGCUGCUCCGCGACAUGCUGCUCUCGGGCUCCAGCUACAACUGGCCCUACAUGCCCACCGUGCAGCGCGACCGGCCCAUCUCCCUCCACUACAACGAGAACGGGCCCUGA